Molecule: messenger RNA, 816 nt
Organism: Carassius carassius (crucian carp)
Lineage: Eukaryota; Metazoa; Chordata; Actinopteri; Cypriniformes; Cyprinidae
Gene: tmem231
Product: transmembrane protein 231
Exons: 11
Coding region: 1-816 (271 amino acids)
Biological process (GO): regulation of protein localization; cilium assembly
Cellular component (GO): ciliary transition zone; ciliary membrane
Source: RefSeq, a predicted model, not a curated record
AUGACGUCACCAAGCACGUCCUCUCCGUCAGAACGAGGUUACGUCACAGUAGGGCCGUGCCAUUCGCAUCUGAAUCAUAUUUCACCUCUUCUGGUGGCUUACAGAAGUCAAGGCUUCUGGCUGAAGAGGAGCACAUAUGAAGAGCAAGCGACAGCAGGGAGUUAUAUAGCAUGGAGCACAUUUCCCAACUUUAAUCAAUUGAUCGGAGAUAGUUUACGCAUCCCAUCUGUCUCCGUCCAGGAGGAGGACAGAAACCAGGAUGGGAAAUCUGACUUCCUCGUGCUCCAGAUCAACAUCCCACUCAAGCCAGAAGAACAGAUGUUUGGUGUUCAGCUCCUCCUUACCUUCUCAUACCAGCUGUUUCGAAUGUCUACGGUUGUGAUGCAGACGCUUGCCUUUGUGCAGCGUUCCUCGCCUGUCCCAGGAUCUCAGCUCUUCAUCUGUGGAGACCUGAAGUUAAACCAGCGAACUCCUCUUCCACACCGAGGCUUACAUAGUACCUACAAUGUAUCAGUGAUCAAUGGAUCCAGUCUGUUUGCGAGUACAUAUGACCUGACCAACAUCAUUAGACUCUACCAGCAGAGAAACCUGACUACUGAUCUCUCCGGAGUCAUUCCCGUGUGGACGCUGGGCAGAGCUGUAAAUUCUCCAUUCCAGAUCAGCGCCCAGAUCAACUAUCCAGAAGAAACUAUUACCUAUCGGCCGGGCUUUUGGGAAACCAUCAAGUUUGCCUGGAUUCAGUUUGUCAGCAUCCUGCUUAUCUUUCUUUUGGUACGUCAUCUGCUGCAAAUGUAUACAACGCUCUUAACGCGAUAG